AUGGUAUUAGGAAUGAUAAAUGAGAUUCAACAAUAUCUCGAUGCAAGGUAUAUUGGACCUCCAGAAGCUGCUUGGCGAAUAUUUGGUCAUCCUUUGCAUGUAGAGAUGCCAACAGUUGUACGAUUGGCACUUCAUUUACCUGGAAUGCAUCACGUUGUUUUUAAUCUAGAAGAGUCAUUAGAAACGAUUCAGUCUAGAGCUGGUCAACAAAUCUCAACUCUUACUGGCUUCUUUGCAUAUUGUGCUGGUAGUGAAGAUGAAUGUCCAUUCACUUAUCAAGAAUUUCCACAGCAUUAUGUUUGGCUCAAGUCGGAAAAGAGAUGGAAAUCAAGAGAAAUGGGAUAUGCAAUUGGUAGAAUGUACUUUGCUAGCCCUAAUUGUGGUGAAAGAUUUUAUCUGCGUUUGUUACUAACCGUUGUCAAAGGACCAAAGUCGUUUCAGUCUUUACGCACGAUCGAUAAUGUUGUGCACGAUACAUUUAAAUUAGCAUGUGUUGCAAUGGGGCUUUUAGAAGAUGAUGAAGAAUGGAUACAAUGCUUGAAAGAGGCUGUAGUUAUGAAAACUGGAUAUCAAUUGAGGAGAUUGUUUAGUAUUAUUCUCACCCAGUGCUCUCCACUAAAUCCAUGCAAAAGUUUAAUUGACUUCCCACCCAUGCCACAACCUACUGCAAAUUGGAGUGCAGUAGUUGAUAAUCAAUUGAUAUUUGAACAUCAACAACUGCAGAUUUUUCAAAAUAAAGGAACUGUUUUCUUUCUGAAUGGGGGUGCUGGAACAGGGAAAACAUUUCUGUACAAUACGAUUGCAUUAAAAUGUCGUAGCCUCGAGCAUAUCGUUGUUACUGUGGCUUCAUCUGGAAUUGCAUCAUUGUUACUGGUAGGAGGUCGCACUGCACAUUCAACAUUUUCCAUUCCGUUGGAUGUCUUAGACUAUUCGAAUUGUGGGCUUAGCAAACAAUCAUUACAAGCUGAGUUAUUUAGAGAAACAAAACUCAUAAUUUGGGAUGAAGUUCCGAUGCAACAUAGACAUUGUGUUGAGGCGGUUGAUCGUACAUUGAGGGAUAUUUGUGAUAGUGAAAAGCCAUUUGGGGGUAUUACUAUUGUUCUUAGUGGAGACUUUCGACAAAUCUUACCAGUUAUACCCAAAAGAGUUCGUGAGCAAAUAGUGAAUGCAUCAUUAAGACACUCUGUUCUAUGGAAGCAUAUACAUAUCUUGACUUUGGAUUUGAAUAUGCGCUUGAAUCAUGAAAGCCGUGAAAAUGCUAAUUUUGCAAACUUCUUGAUGGAGAUUGGGACCAAUCCUCAAGAAAUCGUUAACCUUCCAUCAACAAUACACAAAUGUCAAGAUUUGAAUGAAUUACUCUCAACAGUUUACCCACGAUAUCCUAAUGAAUAUUUAAAUUCAUUGGAUCCUCCUGGGUUGCCAACUUUUAAGUUAGAGUUGAAGGUGGGUUGUCCUAUAAUAUUGUUGAGAAACAUUGCACCGAAAGAUGGACUAUGUAAUGGUACAAGAUUGAUGGUUACUAGGUGCGACACUCGCAUAAUUGAAGCUCAAAUCUUAACUAGAGAAAAGUUUGGCAAUUUGGCAUUCAUACCAAGGAUAUCUUUGGCACCAUCUUCUUCAGAAAUGCCUUUCCAAAUGACAAGACGUCAAUUUCCAGUCCGAUUGGCAUUUGCCUUGACCAUUAAUAAAUCUCAAGGACAAUCUGUGAAAUUUGUUGGAGUUGAUUUGCGCAUACCAGUGUUUAGCCAUGGGCAAUUAUAUGUGGCAUUGUCCAGAUGUACAUCAUUUGAUCGUAUAAGUAUUCUGCUCCCUAAAGAUUGUUUGGAUUCUACUACAAAUAUUGUUUAUCCUGAAUUGGAGAUACUCCACAAGGAGGAAAACAAAGUUGCAUUGGGCUUUGUGUCAGCGGAUAAGGGGGUUGGGAAGGACUCAGUCGUGCCAGCAUCAGGCUCUGUGCUAGCAGACAAAGCAGCUGGGAAGGCCCUGGCAGCACCAACGUCGGUUGCCUCUGCCACACAGCCCCUUUCUAUGGUUGUUGCCACCACGGCUUCGAUCCCAAGCUCUAGGGAGCCUACCAUUUCCGAGGAGCUGCCUCAGCAUAAGAAACAGCAGAAAGGUUUUGAUAAGGAGAUUCGAUCGUCUAACUACUCGAGUCUUGCUGGGUGUGGUAGCUACUUGGUUUCAUUUUGGGACCCAGAAUUUCGAAGCGACAUCUUUUCGAUGCCUAUCUUGAUCCGUUAUCGGACCGAAAGAGGUUACUAUGCCUUGGGCAAUCAACUGUGUUUCACCACGUCAAGCGUCAGGUACUCCAUCUUGCUGCAGAUUACCAUUUGCUUGAGGUGGGUACGGUGA
This is a messenger RNA of Diospyros lotus (date-plum), 2352 nucleotides long. RefSeq lists its product as uncharacterized. Lineage: Eukaryota; Viridiplantae; Streptophyta; Magnoliopsida; Ericales; Ebenaceae. The coding region runs from base 1 to 2352 and encodes 783 amino acids. The record is from RefSeq and is a predicted model, not a curated record. The transcript is spliced from 6 exons. Gene Ontology annotation, molecular function: DNA helicase activity. Gene Ontology annotation, biological process: DNA repair; telomere maintenance.